Molecule: messenger RNA, 4925 nt
Organism: Cryptotermes secundus
Lineage: Eukaryota; Metazoa; Arthropoda; Insecta; Blattodea; Kalotermitidae
Product: prostaglandin E2 receptor EP4 subtype
Exons: 4
Coding region: 1295-2452 (385 amino acids)
Biological process (GO): inflammatory response; positive regulation of cytosolic calcium ion concentration; adenylate cyclase-activating G protein-coupled receptor signaling pathway
Cellular component (GO): plasma membrane
Molecular function (GO): G protein-coupled receptor activity
Source: RefSeq, a predicted model, not a curated record
UUGGCUUGGCUACAACGUGCGUGAAGGCGCAGGGCGGCAUGGAAUGCCGCUCGAAACGUUUCGCCUUUGACCUAGGCGUUCAAGUUUGUGAGCUGCACGCCGGAUCAUUUUGUGGUCCUUACCAAGUAACUGAUAUUAAUUCUAAAUCAAAACAUACGUGCAAAGCUAAAGUAUAGUUUACAGAUCACGCAGUCCCAAUUGGACAUAUCUAAGUGACAUGAACAGUGCUACAGCUCUCAUCGUGAGGAGCAGCGGAACAGCAGUGUGAAAGCAAUAACAUUCUCAUAGUUAAUAAUUAUACUACAGACAAGUUCAGUGUUAAAUGUACUUCUUCAUAGUUAAACUCCUUACUAAAGGAUACUGCGACAACAGUGUUAAAACAAUUUUUGCUUAGAUGAUUUCUAUACUAAAGAACAGUUCAACAAGCGUUAAAAGAAAUUUCGCAUAGCCAAGUUCUCAACUAAGGAACAGUUCAACAGUAGCAUAGCUAAUUUCUAUACUAAAAAGUGCAACAAUAGUUCUAAAAUAACUUUCACAGAGCUAAGUUUUUUACUAAAGAACAGUGUAAAACUUUCAUAUAUCUACACUCUAUACUAAAAAACAAUGGGACAACAGUGUUAAAGGUCUUUCAUAUAGUUACACGUAAUAUCUAUACUAAAGAAGAUUGUAAUAGCAGUUUCAAAGCAGUUUUCACACAGUUCUGCACUACAGAACAAAGCAACAGCAGGGUGAAAACAAAUUUGAGAGCUAAAUUAUAUGACUUAACUUAGCAAGACUAUCAUUUUGAUAAAUAAAUUCCAUAUUAGAGCACAGUUACACAAUAGGCUGAAGAAGACAAUUUUGACGGAUAAGUUCUGUGCUACGGAAUAGCGAACCAUUGCAGAAAGCAGCUUUUUUUUUUUCACAGAAUUCUAUAUGUUAUUUAAAGCACGCAUUGUAAAUAGCAGAAAACAUUCUUAUAAAUACAUUCUAGUCAGUUUCAUGAUGAUUCAAUUAAACUCGGACUCCAUGCUUAUUACAAAUUUUCAUUCUUUGAAUAACAAAAAAUUAUAAGCUCUGUUAAUCAAUUAGCAGUUGACAAACACUCUAACAGGACCGAUAUAAUUAAACAUGAAUGCAAAUAUAAUGAGCAAAUUAGCACCAAGAUAUAGUGUCGUGGUCGGCUUUAUUCGAGACUAAGUCAUUUAUGGAUAAAAUACAAUAAACAAAGAUAAGAAACAAAAGAUAAAGGUAACUAAUAAAACAGAAAAGGAAUAUCUCCUUAAAGACUCUAGUCAGUAUUCUUGUACGAGAUAUGGAGCUAAAUUUUACAAACAGCACGGAGGUAUCCUCCUGCACUCGAAAGAUGGGAGCAGUGACACAGAUGGUUUUCACGGUAAUGUAUGUUACCGGAGCUUUAGGUAACUUAGCAGCCCUGACUAUUCUAUAUCGAAGUGAGAAGCAAAUGAGGAACAAGAAGAUAGUACUUAUGCUUCGGUGUCUCUCUUCGAACGAUCUCGUUGCUCUGCUGGGAAUGCUUAUCCUGAUGAACCUGCAGGUCUACCUGCCAAUCGAGAAGGUGUGUAGCCUCGAGUUCUGUGUGGUGCGCGUCAUCUGGAGGCAGUUCGGCCUGAGCUCGGGCUGCGUUGCAGUAGUUAUGGCAGUAGAGCGCUGGCUCGCCCUCACACACCCCUUCCUGUACCAGAAGCACAUCACUUACAACGUGAUCCGGCGCGCCAUCUUCUGCUUGUGGUUCGCGGUCCUCGUGUUAGUGUGCCUGCCCUUCACUGGGUUCGGGCGUUACUAUGACAGUGGCUGUGUCCGCUACAGGGACGCUACCGUGACAGUGGACAUAGUGUACGCUUACCUGUUCUUCGUGUUCGGCACGCUGCUGUGUGUGUGCAUCGUGCUGUGCAACCUGGCUGUGAUCAGGGUGCUGUGUCACGUGGGGUGUAGAGGCACCCGCAGGAAACUCCUGGGACGUCGGAUCAGCCGGAACUCCAGCCGCACUCGCUCCGUGUCCAGCGGCAGCAGUAACACCGCCGGCGUACUCACCAAUGGAGGAGGCGACGUCACUUACUACAACGCCUCAACCCCAGAGGAACUCGCGUUCGCACGCCUCAUGGCCGUUCUCUGCGUCGCAUUCGUGGUCUGCUGGAUGCCACAAAUGAUAUCCAUUUUGCUGGCACAAUGGGCUCCAGGAUGUGCAAUAAGCAAGAUUUUCUACAAAGUAGCAGAUGGCCUGAUAAUGUUGCAUUUCAUUUUAGACCCUCUAUUCUACGUGCUGCUGCGCUGCCAGCGGCGAACUUGCUUUCCUAACAUGCUAAAACUGGUAUUUCACACAUGCCAGUCACAUCCAAGUGAUCAUGGCAGUCAUCCAACCUCUCUAGCCAUGACUGAUCAUGAACAUUGCCCUAGCCUUAACCCGACAGGAGAGCCCUCAUGUGAGCUGGCCACAGCAGCAGCUGUGUGACUACAAUAUUUACAAAAAUUAUUCUAUCUUCAAAAUUAAAAAAAAAAAAUAGCCAUUUAAGGUUACAGAAGGCAAGCAAAGAGUAGAUUUACAAAUUUUAUGUUCAAUUGUAAUGUCAUUAUAUGAUCAAUUGCAUGCCACUGUAAACACAGUAAGUUCUCACAGCUGUGUUUGCAUAACAGGAUCAAGUGUGAGAAAUCCUCUAUGAACCAGGCAAUCCGGACAUAAAGAGUCCUACUUACAUGCCUUUCUUACCAUAAAAGCUUAUUAUUUAAACAAAUUUACCAUCUGUUCCUUUCAUUGAGUAACUUUACAAACAAGAAUAACUAUAUAUGGUUUUAGUCGAAGUUGGUUUGGCCUCUGCACACUAUCCUAAUUCAUGUUAAUUGUAGUUUCCAAUUUAUUUAUUCAUUCAUUCAUAUACUGAUUUUCUAGUGACAAAAAUUAUAUAUAUAUAGAAAUAUUGCACGAAACUGAAAAAGAAGAAUUGUGGGAAGAAAGAAGAGACUGAAGACUUUGUGUUCAUCAACUCAUAUAAAAUGGAAAUAGUGCUAGAAGCAAAGAGAGAUGUGUGCAUGUGAGGUGGGCACAAGCAAGGGUGACCAACUUUCGGUCAUGAAUUUAAGGGAGAUUUAGUCACGACAAAUUUUGCGCAUUUUUAGAGGCGCGGCGUCAGUCCAGCAAACGUUCAUGGAAUGGAUAAUAUUAAACAAAACAAUUAAUUUACAUUGUAUAUAACAUACAGGUCACAAUAUAGAAUAAAUUUUACAAAUUUGCAUGUUUCUUAGUCCUAACCUAUGUGUAUUUGUCCACUGAUGCUGCAGAACUAAGCAUUUUUUUAUCUUUUUGUGCAAAUUUAAAAAACUCUUUACAACUAUAGUCAUAAUUAAUUGCUACCAUUAGCUCUGACUUAAUUAGUUCUAAGCUGCUUUGAUUUCUCUGAUCAGUCCAUUUAUUGGUGGUCAACAGUGAAAAAAUUCUUUCAGUAUGGGCAUUUGAGCCUGCAUCCUGCCUGAUGUUAGGGAAAGCCAACGAGUGGGGACAUGAUGACCAAUCUCCAACCACUAGGCAUCAACAAGAUCAAAGAAUGACUUCAACUCUUCUCUUCUUUUUGCUGAUACCAAAAAGUGCCCAUAUAUUUUUAAGAUGAUCAUUUCAAUAUCCACAACUAAUCCAUCAGAUGCAUGUUUUGUGGCAUUAUGCAAUAUAUAUUUCAGCAGUUUGCUUUAAGCACAUUUUUGUUAUCUUCUUGUAGUAGUUUGAACAUAGAAUUAUGCUUCCCAUAAUUCACAUUUGCAUUAUCUGCACAAUAUGAAGUUAUAUUUUUUAUAUCUAACUUGUGCAUAUCAAGUGAAGACUUGAUCAAAUUAUGGGUAGCAUUAGCUUUUUCAUCAGCUUGUUCAAUGAAGUCCAAGAGCCCAUUUUUAACACCACUAAGAGGGUCAAAAUACCUUACAACCAGCAGGAAUAUCUUUCUGUUUUUGUGGUUGGAGGUAUCAGUUGCAAUAGAGAAAAAGUUGCUUGAUUUUGCUGGAUCCUUCAACACAUCGAUAAGUCUUGCACACUUCUUGGCGCUAGAGUAUUUUUCACAAUAGCCUCUGCCUUUGUUCAGCCACAGGUCAUCUUCUUAGCCAAUUUAGAGUCAUGGAAAAUAUCCUUCAAUAACUUAUUUGCGCAAUCCAUACUUCUGUAGCCGAUGUUGUGUUUUACAGUAUGGAAAACCAAUGCUAGCUCACCUGCAACGUUUUUGAAGUCUUUGCUGCUGUUCCUGAAAAAAGAGGUGUAAAUUUGAAGAGGUCUUCACGUCCCUUUCCUUUCGUUUAUGCCCUUCUGUGCAAGAAUAUUGUCUGCAGUCGGUAAUACCCCCUGUGAGCGAUGCUGAACUCAUGUUUACAAAGUAUACAAUAAGCUCUAUAAGCGCUGGAGGACACGGACUUUAACCAUAAAUAUUGUUCUUCCCAUUUUCUCAAGUAAACACACAAGUAUUUAGUUUUCUUCUUAGGUGGAGUUUUUACAUUGUUGCUUUCACUUUCACUGUCAGUACUCAUUAUGAAAAUGGAUUCAACUUGGUAAUUAUUUAAAAGCACGAGGAUGAACAGCCCACGACACAAGAACAGAAAAUAUUACAAUCCGGACACGGAUAUUCCGCUAUCGAUUAGUAUAGGUAAUUUUUCGAUAUUUAUCGAUGAGAACCUCUAAGUCUCAACUGUCGAUAAUAAUGACAGUUUAUAUCGGAAUGUAUUUGGCGGGAAUAAUAUAUAAUUUAAAUUUUGCCAUCUUGAUUGUUAAUGAAAUAUACGGGAGAAAUAGAAGGUCAAUACGGGAGCCGGGAGGAUCCAAAAAAAUUAGCUCUAAUACGAGAGAUCCCGGGAAAUACGGGAGAGUUGGUCACCCUAGCGCAAGCCAUAAACUCUAAUCAUAUGUACACUUUUAAACCUAAAAUUAAACUUGUACACAUGUCACUAUUAUCUGA